AUGCUUGUUCGCCAAGAAUGGCGGAGCCUCUCCGUUGCUGAGAGGACUUCAUACCUCAAAGCAGUUAAAUGCAUGCUCGAGAAGCCUGCCUUGACCUCCAAGGUAGAUCUUCCGGGCGCCCGAAAUCGGUUUGAAGAUUUCAUGGGUGAUCACAUUCGUCAGACGAACGACACACAUUUCGUUGGUCUUUUUUACCCACGACAUAGACUCCUCAUCUGGAACUAUGAGCAGGAAAUCAGAGCUUGCGGUUUCCGCGGCGCUCAUCCCUACUGGGACUGGUCCCUGGACUCCGGUUCAGCUGAUGAUUUCUUCAACUCCCCCGUCUUCGAUACCGAGACUGGUUUUGGAGGGAAUGGAGAGUUUCUGCCCCUUAACACUUCUGGUCUUUCUCCACAAUUUCCCAUAACUGAUGGAAAGGUUCCUUCUGUAAUAGCAGAUCGAACCGGUGGUGGCUGCAUUCCCGACGGGCCCUUUGCUAAUAUGACAAUCCACAUGGGCCCGGGACCGAGCACCGCUUACAAGGCGCAGUGUGUGCGCCGCGACUUCGUGCCAUCUUAUUUCAUGGCCUCUGGCAGCGUAGAAGCUGUGUCGACUGCGAUGGGUUACGUCGACUUUGGCUCAUUCACACGUCAGACGGAGCUCACGGUCCAUGGGGCAGGACACAUCGGCGUCGGCGGGCUCUACGGCGUCUUGACUGAUGCUUGGGCGAGCCCUGGUGACCCGCUCUUCUACCUCCACCACGCCAAUAUGGACAGACUCUGGUGGUCGUGGCAGUCUAAGAAUCUGUCAACGAGGUUGACUGAGAUUUCUGGUCCCAUCAUUGCGAACGACUGGUUGAAUGAAAAGGGCCGCAACGUGACUUUGGACGACGUUGUAUUUGUUGGGACGACUGUUAACGUGACGAUGCCCAUUCGAGACGUGAUGGACAUUCGUAAAUCGCUAGGAUAUGUGUACGACAAGUUGUACUGA
Colletotrichum aenigma is the source of this 969-nucleotide messenger RNA. RefSeq names its product Tyrosinase-like protein orsC (gene orsC-2). Gene Ontology annotation, molecular function: oxidoreductase activity. The coding region runs from base 1 to 969 and encodes 322 amino acids. Lineage: Eukaryota; Fungi; Ascomycota; Sordariomycetes; Glomerellales; Glomerellaceae. The transcript has 4 exons. The record is from RefSeq and is a predicted model, not a curated record.